Messenger RNA from Prorocentrum cordatum, 4377 nucleotides. The record is from the annotation of a GenBank genome assembly. Lineage: Eukaryota; Dinophyceae; Prorocentrales; Prorocentraceae.
GAGCACAGCGGGCCCCGUGUCUGACGCUGAUGGGCGGGCCGCUCGCGAGGCAGCUGUCAUCGGCAAGGCGCCGCAGGUCGGCAGGGCAGGAGGCCAGCAGCUUAGAGCCGGCCUCGUCAUGUUCGGCUGCAACGGCAACGCUUGGAGCAGGAGCGUUGAAGCCCUCGAGGCCUUCUUCAAGGCGUACGACUACUGGCCUGACGUCGUGGCGCUGCAGGAGACGAGGCUCCUGCGUGCGCGCCUGCCCAGUGCUGCGGCUCAGGCCCGCGGCCUGGGCUACGCGGCCUUCCUCCACGAGGCGGCGCCGACGGAGAAGCAAGGGCCCCAGGCGACCUCAGGCGGCGUGGCGAUUCUGGUGCGAGACGGCUUGCAGGCCGACGAGUCGGCGCGCCCUUUGCCCUCGGCCUUGCGCCACCGCCUCAUCGGGGUGGAGGUCGCCGCCGCCUCGGGCUUUAGGGUCCUGGUGCUGGCUGGGUACUUUCAGCACUCUGUGGGCCCUCGAGGCACCAACCUGGACUUGUUUUCGGCCAUCUCGGAAGUGACGGGCUUUUCUGCCGACAUCCCGUGGGUCCUCCAAGCCGACUUCAACAUGGAGCCCGAGCCACUGGAGGAAUUGGGGUGGCCCGCUGCGGUGCGGGGGCAUGUCCUGGGGCCCUCGGAGGCGACUUGCCAUGCCGAGGGAUGUGACCACCUCUACGACUGGUUCGUGGCUUCCUCGGCGCUGGCAGCCUGCACGGCCUCCUGCGCCACCACGCUCGAGGGCUUCGGUCUGCACCCUCAUCGCCCUGUCCUGCUUCGUCUCCAGGACGUUCGGGCAGAUGCGUUGGUGGAGGUUCCGUCCAGGCCCGCACGCUUCCCCGAAGUUGCUCCUGAGCUCCGUCGGGCGCGCGAGGACGCGGAGAUUGCGUGCUACUCGGUUGGCAAGAAAGGACAGGUCACGCCCAGGAGCGUCGCGUGGUCCUGGGACGCAGGCACUUCACCGACCAACCUCUCCGACGCCUUCAGCGAGUGGGCUGCGGCGGCAGAAGGCACCCUGGUCGGCAUCCACGGCAUCGUCCAGGCCGACUUGGCCCGUCACCUCGGCAGAGGAGAGGGGCCGCGGCUGACCCUCAAGCCCCUCAGUGCCUUGGUCAAGCGAGACGCCAGGUUCAGGUUCAGCCUCCUCACGCACCGCCUGCGGAGCUGCCUGGACGUUGCCCUCCAGCGGCUGCGCGCUGAGAGGACUGGCCGCUGGCACCCUCGGCAUGCAGACUGGUACGGGCACCAGGCCAUGCUCAGAGCGCAGCUCUUGCUGGAGGCGGUGCAGGAGGCUGCCGACUCGGACGGGGGAGCUCUUCCUGGCGCAGCUCCUGAUCGACUGGGCGACCUGGUGUUUCAGGCGGGCGUCCACGGCAGCCCUGAUGCCGUUCGGGACCUCCAAGGGCUGCUCGGGGCAUCGCAGCGCCGCGACGCGGCUGAGAGCGCCCAGGCCUGGCGCAACUGGGCGCAGACAGCGGUUGAGAAGGGCGGUCGUCUGGCCCACCGCUUCUCGAAGGCGACGCCUCCGCCGACGGUCAGGGACGCUGACUCUGGCAGGAGGCUCGUUGGGAUGGCAGCGAUCGGCGAGCUCACGAGUGUCUGGCAGAAGCUGUGGCUCCAGGACGGCUUUGCCCUGGGCGCUGGGGCCAGCAGCUGGGGCGUUGGCGAGUGGCGGCUGCCACCCAUCUCGCUGGAGCAGCUCCAGGCGGCCUGCAAGCGCUACAGCCCCUCGGUGGGGCUCGGGAUGGUCCUCGCGGCGGGCAUGGCUUCCCCCGCCUUCGGCACUACGGGUGCGGUUCUGGCUGGGUGUGCGUGUGCGACAGCAGUUGCGAAGCUCCCAGUGCUGGGCGCCAUCCUGGCCGCGGGGGCGAUGUGCCCUUUGAUCACGCCGCGGAACGUUGUCGACGACAUCUCGCUCCAGGCGGUCGGCACGGCCCGACUAGUCAAGCGUCAGAUGUUGGUUUCCAGCUGUGAAGUGGUCCGCCUGCUGCGUGAGCAGCACCUCCCACUCAACGAGAGUAAGUCGGUCUUCCUGGCCUCGUCGCCGCAGCUCGCCAAGGAGCUCUCCGAGGAGUGGGCAGCGCAGGGCCUUGCCUUCAAGAGGGGACUGCAGGCGAGGAACCUCGGCACCGACGCCAACAUCACUCGUCGAGGCGUGCAUGAAGGAGCUGGGCGUGCGGUCGGCGGCCUUCGGCGUGGCCGCAGGCUCGGGGUGCUUCGCUCCGCUGGGGCGGCGACCGAGAUGGUCCACCGUGCUGGGCCCACCGCAGCGAUGCUGUGGGGGCGCACUGUGACUGGUGUGCCUGAUGGGGAGCUACAUUCGUGGCGCUUGGCGGCGGCGCGCUCGGCUGGGAAGCUCCCCAAGGGUGCCUCACUCGGGCUGAGGCUCAGGGCGGCGGAGGUCAUGCGGUCCAUCGACCUCGACCCGAGCCCCGCGUUGCUUCGUGCCGCGGUGCAGAUGGCGGCCAGCCUCCUGCAGUCGGGGGAGGUCUCGCAGCGCAUGUUCGAGACGGCCGUGCAGGAGGCGGCGUGGAGGCACGCGGGAGCAGCAGCCCCAUGGGCGCAUUGCCGUACGCCAGUGGAUGCCCUGGCUCUCUCGCUCACCAGGGUGGGCUGGAGACUCGUCCAAGGCACCUGCCUCGCCACCGACGACGGCCACUUCCUGGACCUGCGCAUGAUGGGGCCGCGCGAGCUGGGCCUGCUGGCAGCGGCAGGGGCGCGGCGUGCUUCGGACAGGUCGGAGCUGGCCCGCCUAGGCCAUGGAGCGCUCCCCCCGAUGCCCCUGUUCUGGGAGGCCUUCUCGGAGGUCCUCGGGUCGGGCAGCAAGCUCAGCCCCAGGGAGAAGGCGGCGGUUGUGAGUUUUCUCUCCAACGCCCACUGGCCCCAGAUCCGUUUGCACUCGGCAGGGGAGAGGGAGCAUGCUCGCUGCUGCGCGUGCGAUGCACCCCGCGGCAGUCUCUGGCACAGGCUGUUCGAGUGUCCCGUCCUCGCGGGGCCGAGGCGCGACUCGACCUCCGACCGCCUGCGGCGCUGUGCACACCGUGCACGUGGCCGAGGUGAGGAGGCGGGGGAGUGCUUUGCGCGCUGCUGGCUCCCUCAGCCCCCGAGGGCCGCUCUGAGGUCGGAUGCCAUGGCUGUCAUGUGGUGCAAUCGCCCCGUUGACGGUCUCCUCGGGGGGCGCCUCUACCUGGAUGGGUCGGCGCUCGACCCCGAGCACGCGAGCCUGCGGCGUGCGGGCUGGAGCAUCGUGCAGUGCGACUCCGACGGCAACAUGGAGUGCGCGGUGUACGGCAGCGUGCGCCAAGACCUUUGCCCUUUCCAGUCGGCCAAGGACGGUGAGGAUUUCGCGGUCUGGAUGCUGUCCCGCUUCCUGGGCCCGUGUGUGGACGAGAUCCUCAUCGAUUGUGCGUCUACGGUCAGCUGCCUGACGUUGGGCAAGAAGUACGCGACGGCAGCCAACAAGCCCAAUGCCCAUCUCUGGUCGGGGAUCUACGCUUCGCUGGACGUGGACAUGCUUAAGGUUACCAAGGUGGCAGCCCACUGCACCGCCCGUGACGUGCUGGAAGGCAAGAUCACGGAGGCGGACCUCCGCGGCAAUGGUCAUGCCGACCGCUGGGCCAAGGCAGGUGCGGCGCUGCACCGCUCCAGCCCCGUGGCCAGGCGGGAGUUCUUCGGCACGAUGGAGGUGGUGAGGGAGCUCUCAUGCUGGGUGGCGCAGGCCCCCCUCAUCUGGCAGGGGAUCGAGGUCAAGGACUGCGAGGGCCUGCCAGAGGGCAGCGAGCGGAGGGCUGUUUCCUUCGCCGCACCCGUGGUGGAGCCUGCCCGCCGCCGCCAGGUCGACUCGGGUUCGGGCGACGGGUGCGGGGAGGGCGCCGCCGAGCAGGAGCUGAUGGCGUGCACCCACUGCGGGGCGUACGCGCGGCUUGGCGGGCGCUCAGGCGCGGCGCCCAAGCUCAAGGAGCAAUGCCCAGGGUCUGCUGGGCUUCCCAAGGGCAGGCGCGACCAGAAGGCACGCUGGCUGCAGGGGCGGCAUCCUGCUGGCACGCCCCACAGCGGCAACAAGCGGGUCGGCGCGGCGGUGCCCAGCCUUCGCAAGGAGGACGUGGUGCCGAUGGACGCCAGGGUGCGCUUCCUGCAGUGGCUGGGCGUCCGUCCCGAGGACGGUGCCCCUGGCGGCGAUGCCGCCUGCGCCAGCCACGGGCCCCCCAGCGGCGCGCCGGCCGCUGGCGAGGCUGCGGCGGCGCCGCUGGUGCCUGGCCCCGCGGGGGCCUCGAGGGAGGCAUGGCUGAGCGCCUACGGCCUGGACGAGGCGAGCCUCCUCGAGUGGUCGGCCGCGGCUGAGGAGGCGCGCGAGGACAG